Messenger RNA from Gadus chalcogrammus (walleye pollock), 3188 nucleotides. It is a transcript of the gene aph1b, whose product is annotated as APH1B gamma secretase subunit. The coding region runs from base 240 to 1016 and encodes 258 amino acids. The transcript is spliced from 6 exons. Gene Ontology annotation, cellular component: endoplasmic reticulum; membrane; gamma-secretase complex. The record is from RefSeq and is a predicted model, not a curated record. Gene Ontology annotation, molecular function: protein-macromolecule adaptor activity. Gene Ontology annotation, biological process: Notch signaling pathway; protein processing; positive regulation of catalytic activity. NCBI's taxonomy places the organism in Eukaryota, Metazoa, Chordata, Actinopteri, Gadiformes, Gadidae.
GCCAAAGCCCGUCACAUGACAUCGACCAAUCCAAGCAGGAAGUGUUUCUGAAAAAACAACGUGACGACACAGGGAACCGGAAUUACCGUCGAGAAUAAUGAAAAACAGUCAACUACGAUAAAGGACGUCUUUCCGAAUGUUUACAGUACAGUAGCCUUAUCGUGAAACGGAGUUUGAAAGAACAAGACAAGGCGCUUUGCGUUGCGCUGCUCUUGAGCGGGUUUUAAUCAACAUCUAAAAUGACAGCAUCGGUUUUUUUCGGGUGCACAUUCAUUGCAUUUGGACCCGCCAUCGCUUUGUUCCUGUUUACUAUUGCCCGUGAUCCACUACGGGUCAUAUUCUUGAUAGCAGGAGCUUUUUUCUGGCUGGUUUCUCUGCUGCUGUCUUCGCUGGUUUGGUUCAUCUCGGUCCAGAUCAGCAACAAGGAGAGUGCCCCACAGCAGAGAGGUCUGCUGAUAUUCGGAGUGGUGCUGUCAGUCUUACUGCAGGAAGUGUUCCGCUUCGGUUACUACAAACUACUCAAGAAAGCAAAUGAAGGCCUUCUUGCACUCAGCCAGGAGGAGACCAUGCCUAUCUCCAUUCGCCAGCUGGCCUAUGUCUCUGGCCUGGGCUUUGGGUUCAUGAGUGGAGCUUUCUCGGUGAUCAACAUCCUGGCAGACUCGGUGGGACCGGGCACCGUGGGUAUCCAUGGGGACUCCCAACACUACUUCCUGUCCUCAGCCUUCAUGACCAUGGCCAUCAUCCUUCUCCACAUGUUCUGGGGAGUGGUGUUCUUCGACGCCUGUGAAAAGAAGCGCUGGUGGUGCCUGGUCAUCGUGGUUGCCAGCCACCUCCUCGUUUCAUGUCUGACCUUCCAGAACCCCUACUAUGUGGGCAGCCUGGUGCCCACCUACAUCAUCAUGUUUCUGAUGGGCGUGUGGGCCUUCUGCUGUGCGGGGGGCUCCCUACGCAACCUCAAGCUUUGCCUAACCUGCAAAGACAAGGACUUCCUACUGGCCAAUCACAGGCCAAGAUAACGCAGUACCUCAGAAGCGACAACAAUCUGGGGGACUAUAUCAAAAGAUCACGGCAAAUCCUUUCCUGGUGGUCUAUGGGAUGAGGCGGAUGAGGUUGUGAUACCUCCUCAAUGUAAAAAAAUCUAUCCCUAGAAAGAAAAAAAACACCGUAUUCAAUGUUUUUGUUUUUGUUUUUAAUUGCUCUAUUGGAUUCUUCUGUCAAUGUGUAAAAAAUGUCCUCCUUUUCCAUCACUCUUUAGAAACAAACACAUCAUUCAAGUAUACCAACGUUGGUGUGCUAUUAUGUGUUUAUUAUUUACGCUCUUCCCUUCACCAUAUGGGCAUUCAGUUCAUUGAGAAGAUGCUUUUGUCAAAAGCGCCUCGCGAGUAGGGCAUAUUGGGGAUGCUAGGGCUGUUAUGCAAAUGCAGGGAUGCUUCCUGUAACCUUGAUACCUGAUUAGGAAUAUUCCUUGUUAGGAACCUACUUUGGGGAAGUGUUUCAACUAGUAGCCCGUCCAGGUAGCACCUCUGUCUAUUAACUGUUUGGAGCUAGCUGGUUGUCGUUUUGUCUCAUUCUUCAUAACGACUAAAUUAAACGAUUAUUUGUAAGAAACAUGAAAGCGGUCAAAUAAAUGUUGUUGCAUCAACAAAUUCAUGUAGUUAGCCUUAAACAUGUGUAACUAAAACAUGAUUCGAACAACUUCUCGGUGGUUCUUGUGAUGCACAGCCUUAUUGGAUAUCUGUCUAGGAUAUCCAAGGAACCAUCUGAUGCCUCCUUGACAUUUUUGAAUAAGGAUGGCACUAUCCCUCCCUAUCCCCAUUAUUUCUACCUACUUAGGAAGCAUCCUUGCAAUUGUGAAACAUCAUUUAGUAAGAAGAAUGGCCUCCAAUGUAUUCAGUGCCAUCAAAACAGCUUUGGUACAGACAUGAGGAUUGAUCCCUGAUGUAUUUACUUUAAAACAGAGAGCAAUCAAAAUGGCAAUCCAAUAUCAAUGUAAAGUGUGCUUCACCACACAUAAACCAAUCACUAACCUGUCUCUUGCGGACCUUGGUACCUGUUGUUUCACACCUGUACUGAUCUGUGAGUGGUAGCACACCCCAUUUUCCUACCUUCCCCUUUCUUUCCAUCACUCACUGCAUAGAAGUGAUCACACCACUUCAACUUCUGUUGUAGCGGCAAAACGGCUGCAAUACUCUGUGGUCAUACUCAGUACGAUAACCAUAGUCAGCUGUUGUAUGUGUAUUGCAAUUUAGUCAUGUAGCCCUUUUCUCUAGAUAAUGGACAUUGCUCUUGUUGCAAUAAUUGUUGAUUCAAUUAAUAAGUCAAUUGGAAUGCAGUUUUACCACACAGUCUGCAGAAAUGAUGUUUUUGUGUGUUGUACAUAAUUCAUAAUUUAGGAUUGUAUUAAGAUCACUGAUAAUGCUUAAAGAUUGGAUAAUAAACAAUGUUUCCACUGGACGAUUGAAGCAAACAAGCAGUUAUUAAUAACUUAUUAUUUUUUUUAUUUCCCUUGAUAUAAACAUUGCACUAGGGGAAUGCCGUACAGCCUACAACUUGAUCUGCAUACAAGAGAUAAUGUAAGCCAUUUUCUGCUUUAGUAGAUAAUUGAUUGGAAAAUAUUGAACACAAUACCAUUGUUGUAUGCUAUAUAAAAUAGGCCUACCUUGUAUUACAUCCUCAACUCAAUUCAAUUAUUGCAUUUUUAUACUGCUUCUUUUUCAGUUUAACACAAAAGGCUGGGACUAUUUCAGAGAAUUUCGUGACCCAAUGGUGGUGCUUUAUUAAAAACAGUAGAAUAAAAUUUAGAGCACAUUUAAAAUAACUAGUUGAGAAAAAUCCCUGUACAGUGCAAAGAUAUCGCAUAGUGGGUACACAAUAGAAACAUCAUAUCAGAGUGGAUAGAUGUCUAAACAGGGCAACAAUAAAUUAACACACACGGCCAAAUAGACAGGUGCUAACUUUAUAAACAACCCACAAAGCGCAUGGAGAGCCAGAGAAGAGAGGCCUGCACAGGAGUCAUGUGGUUCCUCUUCCUGGAGCAAGUCAGAAGCCUGUCAGCAGGAUCGUGGACUAUUUUUAAGAGUCACCAAAGUAUAGGGAGUAACAGAAAUCCAGUCGAGACAAAAUCAUGGAUAACUUGUUCGAAAUUAUGAAAUGAGAAUAAAUAUUGUUGAUGAUAUAUAAAAUACUAG